AUGGGAAACGAACAAAGUACCGAAGGACAGGUUCAAACACCUGAUCAGGUCCCGAAUGCGGAUGCAGGACACAACGAGGUUGCCGAGCAAGUUGUGUCGGCACAAGAACCUGGAGAAGGACCCAAGGCAAGCAGCUCCAAAGAUCCACCGCCAGUCCCACUUCAAGCGACCGACCAUGGAUUUUCCCGAUAUCUCUCAGGUCUCGGUGAUUUCUUCAGCGGCGACAGCUCGGGGGCAGUUUCGGCGUCGUCCGAGGUGGUGAACAACAUUGGGUCCUAUAUGUCGCUCGAAGCCGUGAAAGAGGCAUUAACUGGUGAAGAAGACAGGGCGGAAGGGGGAUCGUCUUCGGCAAAGGAAGAACCUUCUCAGGAGCCUCCCGCAGAUGAUGUGAAGGAGGAAGAAGACAAAGAGCAGCAGACUAGCGCUUCUGGGAUCACUUCGUAUUUGACUACGAGUCUCGAUGGUGUGUCAGGGCUGUUCCGCUCAAUGACGCAAGAAGGCACUGUGUUGGCCGCAGAAGCUUCCGCAGCAGCUCAGGAUACAGGGGCCUCACUCCAAUCAUACCUCACUGUGAGUCUGGAAGGAGUGACUGCCUUGUUCAAGUCCGGAUCUUCCGAAAACAAUGAAGUACCUCCUUCUGUGCAGGACACAGGGGAAACAGUCCCCCUUCCGAGCGCUGAUGCAGGAGUCUCUGCUACCGAAGAGACAUCAGGAGUCUCUGCUACCGAAGAGACAUCAGGAGUCUCUGCUACCGAAGAGACAUCAGGAGUCUCUGCUGCCGAAGAGACAUCAGGAGUCUCUGCUACCGAAGAGACAUCAGGAGUCUCUGCUACCGAAGAGACAUCAGGAACCAGCAACGCUGAAUAA
Neospora caninum is the source of this 867-nucleotide messenger RNA. RefSeq lists its product as hypothetical. The record is from RefSeq and is a predicted model, not a curated record. NCBI's taxonomy places the organism in Eukaryota, Apicomplexa, Conoidasida, Eucoccidiorida, Sarcocystidae. Bases 1 to 867 code for a protein of 288 amino acids. The transcript is spliced from 2 exons.